Molecule: messenger RNA, 1003 nt
Organism: Psylliodes chrysocephalus
Lineage: Eukaryota; Metazoa; Arthropoda; Insecta; Coleoptera; Chrysomelidae
Source: the annotation of a GenBank genome assembly
CAAGAAGUUGCAGAAUUAUUAAGAACCGAUGAAGAAGCUGCACAACAGCAUUUAAAUAAAUUAAACCACACUUCUAAGGAGUCUGCAGUUACAGGUUAGUUAUUAUUUAUAUAAUAUAUUCAAGUAUGGAAAUCUGAACGUGGACCUUCUAUUUUACAAUGAAUUGUACAAGGUAGGAUAGAUAAUAUGACUAAGCGUAAAACAAAGACCAAUGAGUAGUGCAUUACCCAUUCUGUGGCCUUGCAAACAGUAUGUGAGACUUCGGCCUCACGCCCACUUAUUAGUCCUAGCCCAAAUCCUAAUAGAUUUGGCUUGUAUGGUCUACGUUUCAACAUCAGAAUCUGUAUAGGUAUAUGUACUUUAACAACGUCUUAAAAAAACAUUUGCCUUUAUAAAUAACGGUAAACUUGUAGAUAAUAUUUUGUUUUCAGAAUCAACAAAAGUGGACCAAAAACUAUGGACAAAUGAGGCAACUCUAAUGUUAAUAUCAUGUGUUAAACAAUACAAAGAGGAUUUGGAAAGUUGCCAAAAGAAGAGAAUUUGGGAAAAAAUUUCGAAAGAAAUAAAUGAAAAACUUAUAACAAAUUUUACACCCACGCAAGUGGACACCAAAUGGAAGGGGUUGGUUAGACUGUACAAGGACAUAAAAAAACAUAACGACACUUCUGGCAAAAAUAAGAAAUCGUGGAAAUAUUGGCUUCUCAUGAAUGAGAUUUUGUUUAAUAAGCCAGAAAUUGUAGCUCCAGCUACAUGUUCAAGUAAUAAGGGACUUAUUGUCAAUGUUCCUGUUGAAAAUAUUCAAGGUGAACAACAUGGAACUAGCUUUCAGAAUAAAAGAAAAGCAAAAAGCAAUUCGAUUGAAAAAAGGCAUCAUGAUAAAAUGCUGAGAAUUGAUAAUUUGAAUUCUUCAAUUCAAGAAUUAAUUAGUGUAAUAAGAGAGAGAAAAAGUACUGAGUAAUAUGUUACAUAUUUUCAUCAGAAUGAUUUUUUUUUAUUGUUAUAG